UCGCUGUCGAGCAGGUUCAGUGUCUUACGUGGAUUUGGUACGACGAUCUUACGACGAUAUAGUUAUUAUUGUAUUAGUACCCCCGAGCGGCAAUCGCCGGUCAGUGUCGUGCCAUCGUUUUAUUAAAAAAAAAAACAUUUUUUAUGACUAUUUUUGUUGUUGUUUGUUGACUGUGGUUAUGAACUUUAUUAAUUGCGUACUGUUAAAGGAUUAUUAAGAAUGGAUGGCUUUAAUAUAUUCAACAUAACCUAACAAAAAAAAACGACAUGCCGGAAAAGCAAGACGGCACUGGAUGCGGCCUAACCACGGGCCCAUCCUUAAUGCCCUUUCCAGGAGGCGCAUUCGCCGCCUUUCAUCCCGGGCCACCCGCGCCACCGCCUCCGGAUCGUUUUGCACCUUGGCCGACCCAACCUCAUCAGGGAUUUCAUCCUCCACCAAGUGUUGGUGCGAGUCCAGGAAGUAGCAUACUACUUAGUAGGGAGUUGCACCCUGCUUACAGACUGCCCCCUCAUAUGGAGUAUCUUUACUCUUUGCAACAUUCCACUGCUAAUUCUAUUCAUAGUCUGGGACUAAGCGCCGAGUACCUGAACGCUAGAGGACUUACUGAACUGCAUCCCUCUUCCACCCUGGCCAGUAGUGAGUUUCCUUUCGGCCUAGAUGUUUCAGGUUCAAGACUGUGCUCACCGCGACUGGCAAGAGCCUCACGCAAAAGAGCUUUAUCAGCCUCACCUUACUCCGACCUGGAUCUCACCUCUGUUAUUAGAUUUUCUCCCUCCUCACUUGCCUCACAGUUAGCUGCUGGCAGUCGGAGUUCUUCAGUAUGUAGCGGAAGUCUGGGACAUUUAUCUGCUGCAAACUUUUUUUCAACAGGUGCCAUAAGUCCCGCCCUACACCCCGCUUUACUCUUACGUGGUCCCGGGGCGCCGCCCCUGCUUCAUCCCCACUCACAUACGCCUACGUUUGGACUACACGGGACGCAGCAUCUACCGCCUCACGCCCAACCAUGUGCUCCUCUCCCGAAGACUGAUAACUAUAGUGAGAGAAUCAAAGCAGAUCAACACCAUCAGCAUAUAGAUAUAGAAGGUAGAAGAAAUAGUAGAGUGAAAAAGGAACCCAUUAAUAAUAAUGCGGCAGAUGGUAGCGGAGAACAGGGUGAUCUCAGAGAUGAGCCUGGAGACUUUAUUGAAACAAAUUGUCAUUGGAAAGACUGCAGCACGGAAUUUAAUACUCAGGAUGAGCUAGUCAAACAUAUUAAUAAUGACCAUAUACAUGCAAAUAAAAAAUCAUUCGUAUGCCGAUGGGAUGGUUGUUCGCGAGCAGAGAAACCAUUUAAGGCCCAGUAUAUGUUAGUGGUGCAUAUGCGAAGGCAUACCGGAGAAAAACCUCAUAAAUGCACGUUUGAAGGAUGCGUAAAGGCCUACUCAAGACUUGAGAAUUUGAAGACACACUUAAGAUCUCAUACUGGAGAGAAGCCAUAUACUUGUGAGUAUCCCGGCUGUUCUAAGGCAUUUAGUAAUGCGUCUGAUCGGGCUAAACAUCAAAAUAGGACUCAUAGCAAUGAAAAACCUUACGUUUGCAAAGCUCCAGGUUGCACAAAACGCUACACUGACCCUUCUUCGCUACGCAAACACGUUAAAACGGUCCAUGGUGCAGAGUUUUAUGCCAGUAAAAAGCACAAAGGCAGUGGAGAUGAUGGAUCUAGUGGAGGAACAGGCGGCCGUCUCGACGCCUCACCAAGAAGUGAUGAUGGUGCCAAGACGACGAGUCUGAGUAGCCCAAGUGUCAAAAGUGAAUCGGAUGUCCAUUCACCACAAGCGCAGGACAGUCCCAUUGGUGGACAGGAUAUGGAUACUUUGCGCCUUCAAACACCUGGAGCAGUUGAUACUCUCGAGGAUUGGACAGCUGAAGCAGAAGAUCUAGAGUUAGAAGAACUUCCGGUUGUCCUUCGUGCUUUAGUAGGAGGUGGCGCCGCGCCUACUGCUGGAAUAGGUCCACCUAGAUUGAGAAAACCUGUUGGUAGGCCUCGAAACCCUGGCCUAACCUCUCACCGUAAAAUUGCUGAUCUAAAUACAAGGAUAACGAACUUACGAAUGGACCCCUGUAAUCCUCAACCACCUCAAACAAAGCCUCAACUAACUGAGCUGCAGCAACGUCUUCAACCACCAGUUACUCAACAACAGGUUCAGGUGAGAAGGGACAGUAGUUCCACUGUCAGCAGUUACUAUGGUAGUAUGCGCAGUGCUGACAUGAGCAGAAAAAGUAGCUUAGCAUCACAGGUAUCAAAUCUACGCCAAGGAGGUCCAGGUUCAUUUUAUGAUCCAAUUUCAGCCGGUAGUUCCCGACGGUCUAGUCAGUUGUCAACGGCUACUACAGGAGGUCAGUGUUUAAUACCACCUCCAUCUUCCCACCUUCUUGCAGGGCAACUGCAGAGGUUGCAAAGUCAAAACCAGGCUUCUCCCAGUAAUUUAGUUUUACAGACUCAAUCAAGAAAUCUUCAACAACUGCCUUCAAAUCAGGGGCUACCAUGGGCUUCCACGACAAGCUCAGAAGCGCGACGUGCCUCAGAACCAAGUAAACCUGGUAUAGAUCCAAGAAGUCCACCCCCCAGACCUAUAUCACUCAGUCCACCACCGCUUAGACGAGUUCAGAGUUCAACUGAGCUACAUCCAAACCAGGCAGUUCAACUAGAUGAAGUGGCUGAAGGUGAGAUGGUUGAAAACAAGCUGGUCCUUCCGGAUGAGGUGCUAUUGUAUUUAAAUCAGGUUGCCGAUCAACAAGGUCCUAACUGGACAGAUCCGGUAUCAGAACCACUCCCUAGUCCAUCAGCAACAGUGGUCCCAUCUCCACAAGCCACUUUUAAACCACUUUCACCUACAACGAAUCCAAUUACCCAAUUGCUUUCACCGCAAAGUCAAGUGACCAUGUCUCCACGUCCUUACCAGCCUAUGGCAUCUCCAGGAUACCAACCGAUACCUUCUCCAGGAACUGCUCAGCAAAUGAUGUCCUCACCAGUAAGUGUGCAAAAAGUAAUGACUUGUGCUCAGCAGGGGUUGCCUCAAGUUAGUCCAGUACCAACUAAUGGAAACUUAGGAGCAAACAUGAUGCCUUCUGGUGUCCCUACACAGCAAGUUUUGGGGGCGUCACCUGCUCAUGCGGCCAACUAUCAGAUAAUGCAAUCUCCUGGCCCAAUCUACACUGAUGUGCCAUACAAUGCGUUAUCUCCAGCCACAGGCAAUAUGGGAUCACCAACUUCGAAUUACAGUCAAAUGGUGGGAUCACCUAUGUCAGCGAGGUGCCCUCCUAAUCACAUGAUGUCACCUCCGCACGUUGGCUCUGCUUCUGUGAGCCAGCAACAUUGCCAAGGAAUUAUGAACCAACAACCCAAUAGCCAUAUGGGUCAUAUGAAUAAUCCCUGUCAUCAACAUAGUUGCAGUCAUCAAAUGAUGACCCAGAGUAUGCAAAGAGCAGCUUCUUGUUACAACAGUCAAAAUAAUAACAGGCAUAUGCCCAAUCAACCAAAAUGUUACCAACAACCGGCUCAACAUUGGUGCAACAAUAACAAUAAUGGUAUGUCAAUGUCACAAUCUCAGAACAUGUGCAACGGGCAACAUCAUGUGUAUGCGCCUAUUCAGUGCAGUCAAAAUCCUAUGCAGAUGAGCUAUAAUUGUGCUGGUGACUACAGCCAGCAAUACAUUGGCCGACAGCAACCUAAUCAAAAUGCGACCACUUAUCAACAGGCUCAAAAUGCUCUUCCCUCACCAGCAGCUGGUGCUCCAGCUCCCUCAACUUACAACGAAGCUCCGCCCAUGCGUCCCGAUACAUACCAACGCACUUUGGAGUAUGUCCAGUCCUGCCAAAGCUGGAAUGCUUCGAGUGAACCCAACCACAAUCCCAAUAUGGUAGUGGGAGAUAUGACGACAUCGCUUAGUUCUUUAUUGGAAGAGAAUAGAUAUCUUCAAAUGAUUCAAUAAAGUUUUUCAGUAGAUGCAUAAACAUUUUUUUAGUAUUUAAGUUUGUUUAUUUUGUAUAUACUUGUAUUUGUUUUUUAAUUAUUGUCAAAAGUUUAAGAUAAUUUUAUGGUAGGGUUUUGACGGCAUUUUAUGCUCUGUAUAUUGUGAUAUUUAUUUUUUGUUUGCAUAUAUUUAUAUGUAGCAAUAUAUCUCUAAAUAGCUUUAACAGUGUCUUAAUGUAAAUAGUACAUAAGCAUAAUUUUUGAUACAAUCAAAACUUGUAUAAAAUUUAUUGAAUGAUACGGAAAUAAAUAAUAGAUUUUUAUUUGUAA
Molecule: messenger RNA, 4282 nt
Organism: Anthonomus grandis grandis
Lineage: Eukaryota; Metazoa; Arthropoda; Insecta; Coleoptera; Curculionidae
Product: transcriptional activator cubitus interruptus
Exons: 18
Coding region: 267-3971 (1234 amino acids)
Biological process (GO): regulation of transcription by RNA polymerase II
Cellular component (GO): nucleus
Molecular function (GO): DNA-binding transcription factor activity, RNA polymerase II-specific; RNA polymerase II cis-regulatory region sequence-specific DNA binding
Source: RefSeq, a predicted model, not a curated record